This is a messenger RNA of Dendroctonus ponderosae (mountain pine beetle), 12948 nucleotides long. Its product is annotated as titin homolog. NCBI's taxonomy places the organism in Eukaryota, Metazoa, Arthropoda, Insecta, Coleoptera, Curculionidae. The record is from RefSeq and is a predicted model, not a curated record. The coding region runs from base 253 to 12237 and encodes 3994 amino acids. The transcript is spliced from 25 exons.
GCCAAGUACUCGGGAAUCAUGGGUAAAUCAUGAACGUCCCUUGACAAAUGACCAUUGUUACGCAUUUUCGCAAAAAACAAACAUUGUGAGACUGCUUUAAGGCAAAUUUGUGUCCCAUGUGACGAAGGAAACUCUUUAGUGGAUUGCAGUUCAUUUGGAGUGCAAGCUAGUGCGUGAUGUUUUGAUUUACAAACAGAAAUAAAGCAAACUUUAUCAGGUUAUAGACCUCGUUGGUUUUAAUAACUUUGCAUCAUGUUCGAGGGAAGUGUUAUUGAGGGUAGCCCUCCUACCUACAUUAAAGGGGAUAUUGUUUGGGUAAAGUUGAGUGGCUACUGGUGGCCUGGCGAGGUAAAAAAUGAGGAAGACCUGCCCAGUGAUAUGCUAUCAGACUUUAAAAAGCGUCCCCUGGUCAUCGUGAAGUUUUUCGAAGAAGAUUCAUAUGAGUAUAUCAAACAUUGGUCCAAUAUCCACCCUUACAACUGCGAAAAAAAGAUUAAUUUCAUUAAGAAAGGAAUGGCCGGUUUUCGUGCAAAACUUCCGCAUUUAGCCACGUUUCCUAGAGAUAUUGGCACUGCGGAAGAAAAAACGAAUGGCAACCCUAACAUAUUAAGUCAACCCGAAUAUUUACCUAAUAAAAAGAUCAACUAUGAUGAAAUUUUUGGUGAUGCAACUUCAAAAAAAGGCAAAAGUAGUUCAGCCGUCAGAAAGUCCGUACCAAAAGGCAAUGAUUCCCUUAUUACCCACCGGAGAUUUCUUGGCAAUGAUGACUAUAAAGCCUACAUCAUGAUACAACCCGAUUCGGAUAAUGAAGAACCUGAAGAAGUUUUAGUUUGUCAUUCAUGCUCAUUUUCUACAAGCAGACCACGCGUUCUGCUUUGGCAUAGUAGAAUACACAUAGAAGGUUUAUAUAUAACUAAAAGGAAAAGUAAGAAAGUGAAGCAUAUUGAACUGUCGGACAGCGACUCUGAGACUGUAGGUGCAGUAGUGCAGCAACCAAAACCGAAACAGCGCAAAAAGAAAGUGGCGGCGGAUGCAUCUAAGUCUUCUGUUGAAUUCACAAAUUUAUUGGAAGAAUGGGAUGACACAGAUGAGGAAACUGAAGAAAUCGAAACUCCAGAAAAAAGCAAAAAAUCUUCUAAAACCAAAAAUCUCAAACCUAAAGUUGGAGAUAAUGAUACACAGGCAAAUAAAGUUACUCCAAACGGAUCCUCGGACACUUCUAAAGUAUUGGAUAAUUCAUCCGAUUUUGAAGGAAAAAAGACACAAGACGACAUUAAAAACUGCUUUGAUUUUGAUGAAGAGGAGGACGAGGAAGACUUUCUAUUUCCAGCAUCAACAGGUCGUAAAAUUCCAAGAGUCAUCCCAGAAAAACCGAGAGCUAGUAUAUCAGAGCUUAUGGAACAGAAUCAAAUAGAAGAUGAAGCGUCUAAAGCUGAGCCAGAAGCAAUAGAAAAAGUCGACAUUGUUGAUGACAGUCAAGUGCAAGAGAAACCGCCAAAAAAAGAUGACACAUCUUUAGAAAACACAUUUAAAGAACUAAUGGAUGAAACUGAGGUGCCAGUUUUGGAAAAUUUAGCCCAAACUCUGAAACCGGAGCAAAAUUUUCAUGAUGCCAGGACCAUAAAAUUUCCUGACAAAGGAGGUACCACUUUAAAGGAAACGGCUUCUCCAAGGAGUGGUACCUCCAAGAAGAGGUUUAUCACGUCAUUUGAAGACUUUGAGGCGGGGUUUCGCAAAAUCGAAGAAGACACGAGGAAGGAAAAAGAGGAAAAUGAAAGUAUUGAUAGCAAACCUACCCCUUCCCAGCAGGCACUGGAAGUUUCUGAUAAAGUGACUUUACAAGACUCCGUAAAACUUUUAAAUGUAGAUGAGGGUGCGAAAGAUGAUACGCAAAAGUUAGUUCUUGAGCCAAAUCACCAAAUUGCCGACCUGGCUCGUGAUAAGACUGCGGUUGAAACGAGAACCAAACAUCGGCGAGUUCGACAACUUGUGAUUGGAGAGGAUUCGGAAGAGUUUAUUGAAUUCGCCACAGAACCGGAGACUGAAAAAACUGUAGAACUUGUGCAACAGAUUAGCGAUGAUGGUGCAAUAGCGGUUGACGCAGCAUUGGAGGCAUUGACAAAAGAUAUUGGAAUAUCUCCUAUUGAAGAUAACAAAGUUCAAGAAAUAUUGGAGCUUCAGGUACAGAAAAGUGAGAUAUCACUUGAACAGCUAAGAAAGGAUCUUGAAGGGACUAGUGACGGUAUUGAACCAGAAGUAGAGCAAAAAGACUAUAGUGAUAAAUUUGAACACACCAAAUGUAAAAAAUCCAAAGAUGCGGAUCAAAAAAAGAAAAAACAUACAUCGAAAAAACGUAAAUCCAAAAGCUGUUCAAAAUCACCUGCAGCUGUACGUGAACCAACCAUGGUUUCCGAUGGAAAUGAAUCUUCUGCUCGAAAAGAAUUAAUUGGUAAUAGUCCGAAAAGUAACGUUAUAACUUCGGAAGAAAAAGAAACAGUCGAGGUCAGUAAAACAGACGAAGCUGCCGAAGGCCCAAGUUCCGGUAGCCUAGAUUCAGUUAGUUUAGAACCAUCAGCAGAUGCGAAUCAAAAAACAAAUACAAACUUGCAAGUUUGUGAACAAAAUAUUAUUGAAAUAGAGGACCUCCCUACGGAAAGUAUAGCUAAGGAGCAGAUUGAAUCCUCCAUACAGGCAGAGGUACUGUUGAAACCAGUACUGAGGAGAGGCAGGUCAAGGAAACAUUCUCAAGAAGAUACUGGCGACUUAGAAGGGUCUGUGAAGAACGAAAAAAAUCAACCCAACAGUGUUAUUCUUUCCGAGGCAACUCCUUCACGUAACAGAAAAAAUAAAUUACAAAAAUCGACAUCCGAAGGAGAAGCUUUGGCACUAGGUACUCAGGAGCUUGAUAAAAAUGUUUCUGGUCAAGAUCUGUCUCCUGAAGCCAGUCCGCUAAUUGAAAAAAGUAUACUUUCAAAUAAUGAACAUGUCUCACCAAAAUCGGCAAAGAAAACCAAGCAGAAACGUGAAGAAAUACACAAGUCUGAAGAGAUCAAACCAGCUGAUAAUACUAGAAGAACCCGGUCGCAUAACAAAAAGGAAUUAUCACAUACUGAUGAUGAAAGCGCCCCGAUGAAAGAAGAUGCUCCUGUCGCAAUCAAAGUAGAUGAUGGAAACAAAUCAGUUUCAAUAGACUCGAAGCCACAAGACGAUAUCAAUUUAGAAGCGUUAAAUAGCGUUAGUUCAAUUAGUGACGAAAUCGCACUUUCGAGUAACACGUCAAAAAUUAGAAAAAGUUCUCGACGAAAAAGCAACAAAAGGGACAAAACUGUGUCGCCAGAUAGCCAGAUAGCGUUAGAAAACGACUCAAAGUCUUCGGUUAAACUAAGUGAAAAAGAGACCGACACUGAUAAACUGCAGAAAACGACGAAAACUCAAGAAUCUGGUGGAGAAGUCCCCGCUAUUGGGUACCCAAAAAGUGAUGUGCCUGAAGAGCCAGCUAGUUUAAAAACUACGUCCUUUGCGGAAAAAUCUCCAAGGCGGCUACGAAGGAAAGCAAGAGGGAAUGCAGAAGACACUUGUGCUACGUUGGCUGUAGAAGGCAGUAAAAGAAAGUCAGAAAAUGUCAUUGAGCCUACUAAGAGUGCUGAUAUAGCUAGUGAUAACAUUAUUAAAGAUCUAACGAUGCAGUCUUCUGAUUGUACGGAAGCGCUGCCAGAUAAAAUAGUUUCUAAAACGCGAAGCGGGAAAACGUUGCGAAUUGAUGGAAAAGCUGUAGCUGGUAAAGACAGUGGAACGGAUACUGUAGAGUUUAAAGGUAAUUUGGAUGAUGCUGAUACAAAACCAUCGAGUCCUGACGACGUUAGUUGCAAGUUAACUGCUUCGAACACCGAACAAAAACGUCCAAUUGAGGACCAGUUAAAGGAAACUUGCUCUGGACUGAUUGAGAAAUCGACAUCGGAAAUUAAGAACCAAGAGCCAAUAUUCGAUUUUUCUAAAGAGCUCGAGUCGAUUGCUGAUAUUCCAUUACCCGAUAAACCACCUUCGAAGCGAAGACGAUCACAAAAGCUUGAACAUGAAAUAGCGGUGGAUGUUUUAGACAAGCGAUCUUCCACAUAUGUUUCAGAUGAUCAAUCUCAAUCAAAGCGGAUUACUAGGAGUAGUAGGAUAAGUAACUUUGAAAGCAAAGUUAGUGUUGAAAAGGUAGCAGAUGUGCAAGCUGAAAAUAUAGAUAAAAGUAAUAAAUCCAGCGAAGCUUCCGAACUUGACAAAAGCGUUUCCAUCUGUGACAUAGCAAGCAAAACGGAAAAACAUGCAAGCCGCCCAACGCCAAGCAAAAGGCAUACAAGGCGAAGUGAACAGAACCAGACUAGUGUUCGAGAUCGAGAAAAGAUGCAGCUCAUACAUCCAGCUACUGCUUCAGCUUCUCAUAUUUCUGAAAGUUCGAGCCAAUCCGACAAAUUCACAGCAUUUAAAUCAACUGAGUGCAAGGAAGAUAAACUUCCCAUAAUCCAAAAAACUUUACCAUCCAAAGAAAGAAGGCGAUCUAAAAUACAGAGGAGUCAAAAAGUAUCACACAAAACCGACUUAUCUUCAAAAGUCGAAGAAUCAACAGAAGCAGCCAGAAUUGAUUCGAAAAUAAAUGAAUCUGCUUGUGAUGUUGGAUUGCAAGAAAAUCAAGAAACUAAAACACAGUUAUCUGCUCGCAAGCAAGAUGUUUGUUCCGUUACCGGUAUUGUUAGCGAUGUGACUUAUGGAAGAAAAGCUAAAGAGGUAAGAUCUGGUGCAUCAAAAGCGGUGAAAAAUAGGUGGGACGUGGUUACUUCUUCAUGCAAUAAUCAAAAAAGUUUUGAAUCACAAGCAGAGCCCGAUGCCACAACCGAGGGUGGAAAAAGUACUGUUGAACCGGUUCCAUCAGUAACCAAGCCGGAAAAUCAUAACAAUGCAUCAAUUGAAGACGCAAUUCAAUUAGAAAAGCAAACGGUCGAAGCGAGUAAGUUAGAAACAACGACAGAGGCAACGCUGGGGAGUAAUUCAUCUGAUGCGGCUGGUAGCGAUACUAACGCAGGAAUAGGUACUUGUGGAUUGUUAACCUCGGAAGCUUUAGGCGAGAAAACUCAGGAAGCAAAGAAUAAGGAUGUUUUUCUGGGUAACUGUCCAAUUGAUGCAGUUGAGAAAAGUGACGACAAACCUCAGCAAAUAUUGCUUGAAAAUUCAGAAGUUCAUUUAAUUGAUUCCGAAACUUCUGUCCUCAAAAGGACUGACGUGCCGCAGAAUGCAACAGCUGAAGCUUCCAUGGAGUUUUCAACAACUUCAACUGAAGAUUUGGAACCUCCAACAAAACGUUGUUCAAGAAAGAGUACCGCAAAGUCAUUUACAAAGUCCCCAGUGCUCAUUGAGAUCGCGCAAUGUUCAUUGGAAUCCGAGAAUCGUAGUGUUGACAUACCACAGGAAGUUUUAUUAGACAACCCACAAUCAGAAUCUUCAACAAAUACCGAAAUUAACUCCUAUAAAGCAAUAGUAACGGGGAACGAUUGUAAUGUUCCAAAGAUAUCGUGUGAACGUCCUAUAAGCAAUGAUAGAGUGGAUAAAAAAGCAAAUUUUAAUGAAAGUUGUUUUGCAAGCGGUUCUGAAAAUAUUCAGAUCAGGCCGACUGAACAAGAUGCGAACAUUCAAAUGGCAUUAGAUGAUCAACAAACAACAGAUUUAGAAGUAAACAUUGCCACAACAAUUGUUGAUCAGGAAUUUUACAACAUUUGUUCAGUUGCGAAAAUGGAAUAUGUAGAGCAAUCGUUAAGCAGUGAGAUUGAAGUUGUAACAGAACCCUCAGAUCCGAUAGAAUCAAUUGAAGGCAGGAUGGGUACUAAUGAGGAAGCUUUACUAGUAAAGGCAAAUGAAGGUAUCACCGCCACAUCCCAAGUCCCCGCAUCCAACAAUCAGCAGCCGCUUGAUCACACAAGUAGUGACAAUUUACUUGUUUCUAUAAAACCUGUAUUGGUUCUUGGCGAGGAAAUCCAUACGUCAGUGAUUCCCUCCAUUGCAGAAGAAAAUAAAACCCUUAGCAACGAAUUUUCAGAAGAAUUUUCGGAACUCCAAACAGCGAAGCCUGAUCACCGUGAAACCACUGAAAAUAAUUCGACUCAUAACGAAUCUGAGGAACAGGUCAAGCCAAUUCCUGAUACGUUGGAACACAUUGAGACCGCGAAAGAAGACUUAGAACCUUCUCAUAUAAAUGAAGUAGAAAAAGAUCAAGUACCUGUUGAGGAAAUGAGUUGGAAAACGUGUACACCAGAUAACCAGCAGAGUUCAUCUAGCGCUUUUAAAGAGACUCCGAAGAUACCAACUUCAGAAAAUCUCAACGUACUAGAUCACUCUACUACACUUGUGGGUGAAGUAAUAAGCAAUUUAAUAUCAGCGGUUAAUGAUAAUUUGAAUGCUUUUGAUAGCAACAAACUUGAAAACAUUGGAAAAGGUGAGUUGAGUGUAACCAAACAUGAAUCAAUAAAUGUGCCACAGAAAUCGAAAUCGGAAGCAGGCAAACAUGAUGAACGCGUUGAGCGUGAGCCUGCAACAUCUGAGCAACCGGCAGUAACACCUAGCUUUGAUCAAGCUGAAGACAUUCAAAAGCUUGAUAACCAACUGAGUGAAACUGACAUUCUUGGUGAAUGUUCUUUCAUUACAAAGGCACAAACUUCCUCACAAAAAAGUCCAGAGCUUUGUGACACUAAAGUUCAACAUGAAGAGCCCGAACCCUCGAUUACCACACAAGAAGAAAGUACAGAAAUAAGCGAUCUAAGCGAAUCCUUGAAGUCAGUGCCGCCAAAGAAAAGUAAGCGGUCAAGGCGAGGUAGUUACGCUAAUACGGAGAAAGAUAAUGAACCGUUAAAAGAAAAUGCCAAUAAGCAAUUAUUGACUUGUGAAGAACUAGAAGCUGAGCCUCAGGCCUCAAAUGUGAUAAAAAAAACUGAUAAUCCAAAUGCUACCGAAAAUGCAAGUUCCCAUUUGACUGAGAGUGAUAUAAUUUUGCCUCUAAAGAAAUCGAAACGCGCAAAUGUUGCUGGUACUCAAGUUUUAAAAGACUAUUUUUCUGACGACUUUUCUCCGGAGAAGAAAUCAGAUGAAUUGCAAUUCCCGAGUUUUGAUGAUUCGUUUAUAACAUCGUCUUUCAGAAAUAAUAUUGAAGGACUUAUAAAAGAGAUUGAUUCUUUAGAUGAUAAUGAUUUGGAUGCAGCGGAAACUUCUUCUAAAAGCACGCAGAAAUCUGAUGAUAAGGAGGUUGAGUCCAGCAUCAAAUAUUCGUCUGAAGUUACUGCGGUCUUAGAUGAGAAAAACGCGAUGCCAAAUGUCGAUUUUCAGAAGUGUGUUCCACCCAAGAAAAAGAAAAUUGAAGUUCCAAAAGAUGCAAAUGUUAGUGCACUGUCUAAUCAAACUGUUGUUUUUGAUGUUAAAGACAAGGUUUCAGACAGCAUCUUAGAGACUCCCAAGAAAAAAAUGCAAAAGCUUUUUGAGAACAGCCAAAUCAUAGAAAAAAGUGAAAAGGUCAUCGAAUUGCCGCAAAUGUCACCCUUGGCAAAGAAGAAAAGCUUUUUGUUCCAUCAGGAACUUGACAGGCUUCAGAAAGUUGAGGACACGUCUAACAAAGUUGAAGUUUCCGUUGAAAAGGUGGAAUUGACUGAAUCAGUAAGUGAAGAGCCCAAAAGCGGUGCAACGGCAGAAGAUUCAGCAAAUGUGCUGAAACCUGCUAGAAAAAGGAAAUCUGUGCCUAUUGAACAUGGGGCCUGUAAAAAGGAAAAAUUGGACAUUGGGGAACAACCGGCUAAACCCGAUAUUAGUGGUGAUCAGUUUCUAAGUGAGAGUACAAAAGAUGAUAAAGCUGUUGUUCCACAAGCGUCGUGCUCUAGUACAAAUAUUAUAUCAGAUAAUAACUUAGAGUCCAAAGUGAAAGUAGAAGGAAAAAACGAAACUGACGAUAACAAUAGUCUAACCAUUGUGAAUAAAUCAUUUUUGCUAAAACCCGAACACGUGUCUCAAUUACCAGAAAUUAAAAAUGAAUUACUGAGUGAAAUGCCUACUCAGUUUGAUGUUAAAAGGGAAGGAAUGGUUUCUUCACUGGAUUCUCGAGUUUCCGGAUCAAGUCUGAUUGAACAACCUGAAAUGGUUCCCAUUUCAGUAGCUCCAACAGUAAUGUCAGAACAAGAUCUAGCAGAUGCACAAGUUGAAAUUACUAGCGAAAAAAUAAUCAACCAAAAACAACCGAGUAGUUUGGGAUCGUUUUCGGGAGGUUUUCCAAAAUUGGAAGCAAAAUCAGUGUCUCUUACUCAAGUGAAAGUAACAACUGACAUUAAAACAAAAACUACUGAGACAGUCGGAACGGAAUUUACUACCAAAGCUAUGGUGAAAGAGUUCGAUAAUCGUCCGCUACUCACUCAACCGAACACGUAUGUUCUCAAGUCAGAGCUGUUAGAUAUAUUGGAAGGCAAUUCGAACUCAUCUACAACUUCCAGCGGAUCAGAACAGAAAUUCAAAACCUCUUUUGAUAAUUAUGAUAAACAGAGCACCGUACAGGGCAUAAUUGACUUUGAAGAUGCAAUUCCUUCACAAAUCGUUUUGUCUAAUAAAGUCAAACCCGAGAGCGUGCUAUUGGAUUCACCUAAGUUGCUGCAAAGGCUUUCUAUGGCCUCUAAGAUGCCGCAAAAAAUAUUGGUUAAAAGUGACGUUAAUGUAGCGGAAAAGUUGCCUGCAUUACUAGCGGGUAAAACUAUAAAGCGUUCACUUGGUGUCCCUAAACCCGGACAAAAGAUUAUUAUCAAAAGCCAGAGAGCUGCCUCCAAAAUUCCAGGCAGCAAACCCGUUAUACUGUCUGAACAGAUUAUCAGACCUGCAGGUUUAACAACCACCGCAGCAGCAAAGCAAACUAGUCAAGGCAUCAAGCGCCAAUAUGAAGAUGUGGAAGACAUCGAAACCGCAUUUAUAAUUCCAAAAAUUGCAAAAAAACCGGUUGAGGAAGAAGUUGCUCAGCCGAUGCCAGUAGAGAAGCCUGCAAAGUUUCGUUCAAAAGCCAGUGGAAAAGCGAAAAUCUUGCAGCAAACUAUCAUUUCUGCGAAAGGAUCUGUUUUAGGAGAAAUUGUACCACAUGCUUCCACUGCAGUUGUAAAAGGUCCAGGGCAAUUACAGCAUGUCCAAAUUCAAGCAGCUUCAGAUGAAUCGGUUUUCGAUAUCAACUCCAUGCCUAUAGUGCUAUCCGACGAUCUUCUCACCGCGGAAAGUAUACAAAACAUGCCGGUAGUUCUUUCCGAAGAUGGUGUGCCUAAAUCUGCCAUUAUGCCCAAGCUUAAGCCCAAUGAAAAGCUUGUGGCUACUUUACCAAAGAAAAUCGCUACAGCUUUAGGAACAAAACAGAUAAUCUUCAAAACUACAUCUUCAGCUUCGGUUACUCCAGUAUCAAAUAAACUAACAUCCAAAGUGACGAAAGCUGUUACACCCUCAGCGACUGUUCCAUUCAGCAAGUUCUCCAAGGCUGGUUCUACGGCAUUUAUUGCUACCGGAACAACUGCUGACGGUAAACCGGCGAAAUAUGUGUUAGUACCUCCAGCUGUGACUCCGGCAACAACUCAAGUGAAAUCUAUGAAGCCUUCAACAAUAAAAAAGUCCACUAUUCCCCACAAGAUGACCCAGUCUGGCACUGCGCCAGCAUCCGAUCCAAGUCAAAUUGUGGGAAAUAAAAUCAUGAUUGUUACAAAUGCACAAGGACAGCAAACAAGGGUUGUGCUGACGCCUCAGCAACAGAAAGUGUUUAUGCAGGGACAAGCUGGCUGCAAAACUAAAACCAUUAUUAAAGGCGCGAUACCGAAAGCUCUGUUGGAGACUGCAGCGGCGGUAGCUGCUGCUGGUUCGAGUGGGGUCGCAGUCAAAACCACAGCCGCUAUUUCACAAGGAGCAACCGCAUCAGUUUCUACUACAGGAGGUUUGCUGAUGUCUGCUAUAAAAGCUUCCAAAACCGUUGUUCCUCCAAAGAAAACUAUUCAGCGGCCGGUGUCUAAGCCACAGAAGACGAUUUUAAUCAAGAAUCAAUUAGGGCAGACUGUGCGAAAAAUUCAAGGAACAGACGACGCCGAUCUAGACAGGCAAGUGGCUGAACAACUUGAGGCAAUAAAAGCUAGCGCAAGACUUCAGCAAGCCAACAAAACGCCUGAGAUUAUCAAUUAUACCAACAGGCCAAUUCCAAGUACCAGUAAUGUAAUUUGCAACAGAUCGUCGGCAAUUCGAAAAACGCCUAGUAAGAAAAUUGAACAUGUUAAAAGCAAAAUUCCUGUUGCCGCCACGCAGGAGGAGACGCCAAAGUUGCAGGAAGGCCCCAUUUCGACGAUGUCUCAACAACUACAGGUUGCAUCUAAGAAAAUGGACCAGCCUAUUGCUCCUGUCUUACAGGGGAAAGAUUCGUUGAAAACCGAGACUAAACAAGCAGCUCCAUCGAAUGAAACUGAAAAUAAGAGACCGGAAAGCCCACUGAGACAAGUCGUGAUUCAAGACGGGCUGGGAAAUCUUACAACCGUAACUGUCGGGCAAAUUUUAGCAAUUCCCAGUGAAACAGUUGAUGGCCAGCCUCAAUCUUACAUGCUGGUUACCGUUGAUGAAUCUGGAAAUUUAACACCUUUAAACAAUGACGCUCUAAUGUCACUGGACCCGAGUUUAGGUGUUGGUGGAGAUAUCAAUAACGUGGUGCUACAAGUCGAUCAAACUCAAGGUACCAUUGCUGCUGUAAAGCCCACGGCGGAACCCACUGUGUCUACUACAGCUUCAAAGGAAAAUUGGUCGACGGGCGAUGAAAAAUCGAAGCUUCCGGCGCUCAAAGCAAGCCAGCGAGAACCGAAAUUGAGUAAUACUGAACAGCACAAGCCCGCAGUUCCGUCAAUAACAGUAGAACAACAGGUGGUGAUUGGGGACGGCAUUCUUCCUGGAGAACCUGGUGGCCAACAGCUGAUUGUAACAGGCGACCCGACUGCUACUCGAAAAUUCCUCGAAUCCAUUUCAGAUGGAACUACUGAUUUGGCUAACAUUUUGGCAAGCGCUGAGAAUGGCAAUGUUUUAGUACAGGCGGAUGGACAGCAAAUUUUAAUAAGAACCAAUACUUCUGCUCAGGCUGUUCUUGGAACCGCCGAAAGCAAUACGGAUACUACUAGUAGUUCAUUGUUCGCAUCUCAUAAGCCAAAUCAAGAUAUUUUGGCCGCGGCGUUGGCGAACACAGACGUGUUUCCAUCGACCGAUCAACCAACGGUUCACUCAUCAAUUUUAAAAGGGUCUCCCUCCCAAGUAAGUCCGGGAAGCGCCCUCUUUCCCAUGCACGUUGGAAAUGUGUUAGAGACGAGCUUGACAUUGAGCUCGCCUAUAAUGACGCCUUUAGAAAUCCCUAGCACUAACAGCAAGAAAAUUGACGCGGAAGCUGAUAUUUUAAGUCAGGUUCCAAAGAACGUGGACUUACCAAUUACAAUCACCGAUCCGAAUAUUUCGCAAACUGUCGCCAAUCAGCAAGCGGCCAGUCUGGGAGCUUUGGAACUUACCCUUCCUAUGCCAGACAGUGUGACUAGUAGUAUUAACAGCCCAUCCUACGCAUAUUCGUUGCCCAGCCUAGAAGAAUCUGUUGGGAUCUCGCAGAAGUCGUACAGCACCAGUAUGCCCCUGCUCACUGAAGAUGUUGUUGAGCCGGAGGGCAGUGCCUCUUCAGAUUCGGGAAAAAUACGAAUAAAUACCAGGUUAAAAAGUAGCUCAAGUAGCUUUAGUCCAAAUUUCGGUACUUUGCCGAUGUUGGACCCGAUGACAUCUUCACAGGAAGAAAUUGUAAAAUCAAACACUUUUGGAGAACUCGAUUCAAUGUCGAUGCUUGCAGAUGACAUAAUAGACGAUAGCCAAUCUAGUAUCGGUUCUACCAAAUUACCAAGAAGUUCGCGCAGGUCGGAAGAACGCGACAUUAUUGAUGAAGGUUUAUCAACAUUAGGUGGCGAAAUGUGCAGUUCCCUGAGUGAACCUCCUCCAGAUAUGUUCGAUUUGUCCUCAAUUACACCAAGAGAGGAAGAGAUUUCCAGCGAUUUAUCUUCAAUUCCGGAAGCGGAGACGCUGUCCGUAAAUAGUGAAAAUUCGGGAGAAAUACCUCUCCAACCUGCUAUAAUAGCUAAUCUCAACGACUUAAAGCGGACGGGAGAUGAUUCAGAGGGAUCCGAUGACAAGCGACCGCGAUUUGAAUAAUUGGUCAAACAUUUUUAAGGGUGUAUAAAAUGUAAAUUUUUGUAAACUGAUCGAACUUCAUCUUCUAUACUGAUUGAUAUUGGAGAUUGUUCGUUUAAAUAAGAUGAUCACGAUAUCGAUAAGAUUAAAAUUAAUAUUUUUGGACUCAUCAAAAUUAUUCUAGAUGGUGUACAAGGCGGUAUGAAUGAAAAUAUCAAGUCCAUUGUCCGUUUAAACGUGCAGACCUACAGCUGUUUCGAUUUCGGUUGGACUAAUAUUUUAUUAAUUUUGUACAUAGGUAGUUAGUGGCUACGUGUACGGUUUUGUACAUACAUUUAAAAAUUUAUAAUUUUUAUUCAUAUAUUUUAUAUUGAUCAGUUACAUGAAGCAAUUCGUUACAAGCUUAUAUUUUCAGUCCCCUUCUAGUAAGAUGUAGUUUUCCUGUGUUUUCUAUUAUUUGAUUUUAAAGUUUAUCCUGACGUUAAUUACCUUUCUGGAGGAGUGAGAAUAUAUGCUCUUGAUGCAUAAACUUAAGCACAGUUAAGUGUAGUUGUCAUUCGCUAGAUGUUAGAAUAAUGCUAGUUGUAAAAGUCAAUCAGUUGACCCCAAACAUUACUAGAGUUGUUUAUGAGGUUAUCGGAAUUGUCUUUGUAAGCAGUUAGAUUAGACAUUUCAAAUGUACUUUUAUUAAAGUAAUUAAUAUAUUAUUUACAAUAAAGUAUAUUUUGUGUU